Messenger RNA from Papilio machaon (common yellow swallowtail), 831 nucleotides. RefSeq lists its product as uncharacterized. Gene Ontology annotation, biological process: regulation of transcription by RNA polymerase II. Lineage: Eukaryota; Metazoa; Arthropoda; Insecta; Lepidoptera; Papilionidae. Gene Ontology annotation, molecular function: DNA binding. Gene Ontology annotation, cellular component: nucleus; transcription regulator complex. The coding region runs from base 71 to 775 and encodes 234 amino acids. The record is from RefSeq and is a predicted model, not a curated record. The transcript has 2 exons.
GGCGGCGAGGUUCGAGCGUGUUUACUCGACAAGCGUUUUAAUCAAAAGUAACAUUUUCUGCACGACCAACAUGCAGAAGAUCGAUACGGAGACUUUUAUAACUGAAAUAAGGAAUCGCCCGCCAAUUUGGUGCUCUACAAACGCACAAUAUAAAAAUAAAAACGUAGUAAGAAAAAAGUGGGACGAAAUAUGGAAGCUAUUCCCAGGAUUAAAAGUGGCAGAUUUAAAAAAGAAAUGGAAAAACUUACGAGACCAUUACCGCAAGGAAUUAAAAAGAUGUUCUGUUAGCGGAUCAGGUGACCCGGACGGAGAUAGGUACGAGUCAAGUUGGAAAUAUUUUCCCAAUAUGAGCUUCACUAAAGACGAAUUAAUGCCGGUAAUUUGCGAAGUUAAUGUGAAACAAGAAGAACAGGACAGUGAAGAUGAUAACAACAGCGCUAGUGCAGAGGAAGAAUACACAGAAACAAGCGUAGAAUGUAAGCGAGAAUCAAACACGGAACAAAUAGUAAAUGAAAGAAAACGUACAGCUCAAGAUCUUAGACAAGAAUAUUUAGAAAUUGAGAAGAAAAAAUUGAAAUUAUUAGAAAAUGAAUCACAACGUCACAGAACAGAUGAAUUUUCUAAAUCCCAGGAUUAUCACUUUUUAAUGAGUCUUUUACCAGAAAUUGAAAAACUUCCACUUGUAAACAAAUUUAGAUUGCGUAACAGAUUUAAUGAUGUGCUCCUCGAAGAGUUACACUCUAUUGUUAUUAGUCCAAAUUAUCCGACUGAUUAGAACCAACCUUCCACUCGUUACUCGCCUAAUAUUUCGUGUCCAAUCUUUUCUGAUUG